This is a messenger RNA of Penaeus indicus, 177 nucleotides long. RefSeq lists its product as uncharacterized. The annotation marks the transcript as partial. NCBI's taxonomy places the organism in Eukaryota, Metazoa, Arthropoda, Malacostraca, Decapoda, Penaeidae. The record is from RefSeq and is a predicted model, not a curated record. The transcript is spliced from 3 exons.
UCAUCAUCAUCAUCAUCAUCAUCAUCAUCAUCAUCAUCAUCAUCAUCAUCAUCAUCAUCAUCAUCAUCAUCAUCAUCAUCAUCAUCAUCAUCAUCAUCAUCAUCAUCAUCAUCAUCAUCAUCAUCAUCAUCAUCAUCAUCAUCAUCAUCAUCAUCAAACAAUGGCCAUGAUCCCUGA